AUGUCGUCGCAACUGCCAGCUGCUGCAAGCGGGACUCGGUGGCAAGUGUGCGGGGCAACUCGGCCAGCAGCCAGCGGCCGGCGGCCAAUGGCGGUUCGCCGAGGCCACGCCCCGUGCCUCAAUUACCGACCAGUGCUGCCCAUCGGCGGGCAGAGCGAAACCUGUUUCCACGAGCGAGAGGUAGCGAGGCGCAUGUGCGGCCAGAGCGGGACGGAAGUCGCAAGGGUGGACCAACCAGAAGAGGCAGGUUGCUGGUAUUGUAUGGUAUUAUGGUAUUAUGGUAGGUUAGGUUCAAACAAGGUGGCAAACUGGCUCUUAACCGAAAUAGGAAGGAAAUCGGCAGCGGCGUCGACGUCGGGCAACUGGUUUGACUUCUUUCCGGCUCACUCCAACCGCCCGAAACCACCAGCAAUCGGCAGAGGCAGAGGCAGCCUCUGCGGCAGAGGACAGGCAGAGCAGCGGCCGUCGGCACAAUUUGAUUGCAUUUAUGAAAAGCGUUUUCGGCCGCCAGCACGCGUCCGCUCCCAGCUCGCAAUUCGCCAUCCGCCAUCCGCCAUCCGCCAUCCGUAAUCCGUAAUC
Molecule: messenger RNA, 579 nt
Organism: Drosophila yakuba
Lineage: Eukaryota; Metazoa; Arthropoda; Insecta; Diptera; Drosophilidae
Source: RefSeq, a predicted model, not a curated record